Thamnophis sirtalis is the source of this 1820-nucleotide messenger RNA. RefSeq names its product H3.4 histone, cluster member (gene H3-4). The record is from RefSeq and is a predicted model, not a curated record. Gene Ontology annotation, cellular component: nucleosome. Lineage: Eukaryota; Metazoa; Chordata; Lepidosauria; Squamata; Natricidae. Gene Ontology annotation, molecular function: structural constituent of chromatin; DNA binding; protein heterodimerization activity.
AUACACAUUGAGUUUAAUGGUGACGUGUUUAUCUUGGUGUAAAAUACACCAAUACACAAAAAAGUGACUUUGUAGUGUUCCCCCUUCUCUCCCAGUUUAGGCAAUAUAGGAAUACACAUUGAGUUUAAUGGUGACGUGUUUAUCUUGGUGUAAAAUACACCAAUACACAAAAAGUGACUUUCUAGUGUUCUCCCUUCUCGUUUCUCCCUACGACAACCCUGCGAGGUAGGUCGGGCUGAUCCCAAUCACUCAUACAUUUCUGUGGCUGAGGGAUUAGUUCCCGGGUCUCAUUGGUGCCACACGCUGGUUACCAUCCACUACUGCUAAAAACAUUUUCACCAAUUCAAAAUUAGAGCAACACUUUUGCACAUUAUAUUCGUCCGCGCUAAUGAAGAUGAAUAUACAAAAAAUACCGUAAAGAAUUUUAAAAUCUGGGUUUAAAAAAAUACGGAGAACUAGCCUACAGAAAGACAUUUUAAAAACCCUCCAAUUCCUUGUUGCCAUCUAUCGGCGGUCCGGAUUUUUGCAGCUCAGAAAGGGACACUUUAUCUGCAAGCUAUUAUUUAUGAGAACACUUACUGUCCAGAGCUGAAAGAUUUGACUGUCCUAUUGCUGACGUAACCAUUCGAAUACAAAAGAGGCAAAGAGAUGAAAGAGCGAAACAUUGUAGCCAAUCCCUUCCAAGCCCGGGAAAUUCGAACGUACUCAGCCAAUCAAAAGAGGAGGACUCCGCUAUAAAUAUACUCAGCCUUCAAGCGUCUAGCCUGUUUUCUUGUUUCGUCUUCAUCGGGAUCGCUUGCUCUAUAGGCGAACAAUGGCCCGUACUAAACAGACUGCUCGGAAGUCUACCGGAGGAAAAGCUCCUCGCAAGCAGUUGGCUACCAAGGCUGCCCGGAAAAGCGCUCCAGCCACCGGUGGGGUGAAAAAGCCUCAUCGUUACCGCCCCGGCACUGUCGCCUUAAGAGAAAUCCGUCGUUACCAGAAAUCGACCGAGCUGCUCAUCCGUAAGCUCCCCUUCCAGCGCUUGGUCAGAGAGAUCGCCCAAGAUUUCAAGACCGAUCUCCGUUUCCAGAGCUCCGCUGUGAUGGCCCUGCAGGAAGCCAGCGAGGCUUACCUCGUGGGCCUCUUCGAAGAUACCAACCUGUGCGCCAUCCACGCCAAGAGGGUGACGAUUAUGCCGAAAGAUAUCCAGCUGGCGCGCCGCAUCCGCGGGGAGAGGGCUUAAGUGGUCUCUCGCCAGUUGCGCAAAGCGCAACAAAGCAAUCCAAAAGGCUCUUUUAAGGGCCACCCACGUAUAUCAAGGAAAGGGCUGCUGUUUUGCUUCUGCUGAAAACGGCCACGCGGUUUGCAGUACACGUGGACUUUCUUCAAAAAAAGAUACCAAGAGAUUUCAUUGUAGGAAGACAUGGGUGCAUAUAAUUGUGUAGCUAGAAGGAAGAAAAGUUUUUUUUUUAAUGAAAGACAUCUUGAUUAAACUAAACGAUAAAACUAUAGUUUUGCUUCUUUAGGUCACAUUUGUAAAGAUUUUAGUUUGAUUCCCAUAUUUGAAUAGCAUACACCAGUUGCAAUUAGAAUGUUUGUAAGGAACAUGUUUUAAAUAACUGCCUUUUUAUGCUAGUGUUGGACAGUAUUUGAGACAGGGUUUGAAUUUUGACCUGUAUUCUGCCCAGACAGCUACUGUGGGAGAUUUUCAUUUUCCCAGAAUAACUUAAUCUGAUGGGCAAAGUUUGUUGGAUACAUUAAUUCAUAGGAAUUAAACUGUAUAUAUGUAAUUGCAUUAUCUUUGUAGAUAUGCCACACACUUAAAAUAAAAUUCAUAG